AUGGCCGCGAGCCACCUGGCCGUCGUCGGCAAGUACGCCAUGACGGAAUUCCAGCGCCUCCUCAUGACGAUGCCGAUCCACUUCUCGAACACGCUCGCGAAGACCCACGUCCUCGACGCGGGCUUCAUCCCCCUGACGACGUCCCUCGAGGACGCCAUCACCUCCAUGGUCGCCCUCGGGAUCAAGCCUAAGAUGAAGAAGACAAUAAUGUCGCUUUUCGAGCAGGAGAACGGCGCGGACCAGGUUCCGCGGCGCUCCACGCGGCGCCCGCGGAGCUCGCAGCGCAAGCGCCCGCGCGACGGCGGCGAGGAGAACGACGGCAACGGCGAGGAGGACGACGGGGCGCGGCCGCCGCGAAAGCGGGCCGCGCCGGGCGCGGGGCCCGCGGAGAACGCGGGCCCGCGCGUCGUCGAGCGGGCCGUCCCGGAAGCCCGGGGCGAGUUCCAGGUCACCUCAUACUUCAGCGACGAGCACCACGAGAAAGCGCGCAAGCUGCGCGCCGAGUCGGCCGCGCACCAGGCCGCGCAGCAGCGCGAGCACCAGGCCGCGCAGCAGCGCGAGCGCCGGCGCGACCCGGACGUGGCGUGGUCCAACGCCGUGGCGGUAUUGGAGCACCGCGCGACGGCCGGGCCGUACUUCGGCGGCGGGCCGAAGUGCCGCGGCUGCGGCGAUCCCGCGCACAAGAGCCAGACCUGCCCGUACGGCGGCUACGCGCAGACAGUCGAGGAACGCCGCCUCGUCUGGAAGGCGCAGACGCAGGGCGCGGCGCGGGCCUCCAGGGCCCUCACGGGCACCGGCGGCGGCCGCGACGGCGCCAUCGCGCACCGCGAGGAGGUCGCCGCGGAGCGGUCCCGCGUGCCCGACCUGCCGCCCACGCCGGGCGCGACGGCGCAGCUCGACUCCGACCGCUGCCUCGGCAAGUGCGGCGACAGCUGCUACGGCGACGACUGCCCCUACGGCGUCUGCCAGGUCGCGGACGCGCGGGUCUUCGCGAGCUGCGCCGUCGGCUGCGACGGCGCCGCGUGCUCGCGCGGCAACUGCGCGGGCGUCGCGACGGACGCGCGCGCGCUCCUCUCCACGGUGCGGCUCCCCUACGGCUUCGGCGUGCCGCUCUCCGAGGGCGACUACGAGCGGCGCGCGAAGAAGUUAGAGGUGAGGAGGUCGUCCGCGAUCCACUGCCUCGCCGCCGAGAUGAGCGAGGCGUCGGAGGUGCUCAAGGCCAUGGAGCUCGCGGUGAUGAAGGAGCGCGUGCAGCAGACGCCCAUCGAGGACUACAGCACGCCCUUCCUGCACCCGCUCCUCGACGACGUCGACAAGAUCUGCCGCGGCUGCGGCGCGGACCUGCCCCUCCGCUUCUUCGUCCCCGAGCAGCCCGGGGAGCAGGCCGAGUUCGACCGCGCCUCGGCGACCUACCUCGCCGCGAAGCUCCCGGGGGGCGACCUCCCGCUCGACGACGCGCGCGCCUUCCUCCUCGACGUCGCCUUCGACGACUGCCUCUGCUGCCGCGACCUGGAUUUCCUGCGGAAGCUGAACCCGUCGACGACCUACCGCUACCGGCGCGCGGUCCUCGAGGUCAUGCGCCGGCGGCGGAUGGGCUCGAACUGCAAGGGCGACGGCUGCAAGGGCGACGGCGGCGACGGCCUGUCGCUCACGGACGCGCGCAACUGGGCCGUGAUGCAGCUGCAUCACGGCAACGCCCGCGGCGCGAAGGCGCGGGACGCCGACGGCCGGACGAUCAGCCCGACGUCCGUCGCUGCCUUCGAGUCUCUCGAGGCUUUGGUCAACGAGGUGGAAACCUGCGAGGCGCUCGUCUGCGCGGUCUGCCACCGCCUCGAGACGCAGGAGGAGUACGAGGCCGAGGUCCUCGCGCGGCUCGAGGAGGGCGCGCACAGCACCGACGGGCAGGCCGUCGAACGCCGCGCCAACUAUUACGCGAAGAAGGAGUUCAACAACAGCUUCAAGCGCUCAGUCGGCGCCUGCGCGUCCUGCGGGCUCGUGGUGCGCCCAGGCAUCGAAUGCGCGUUCGACUGGGCGCACCACGUCGGCGCGGAGAUCACCAAGUACAUCGACUCUUUCUUCGCGAGCGGCAUCAUCAAUGGCUGGUCGGCCUUCGACGACGCGUGGAAACUGCACUACUUCCAGUACAUCGCGCGAUGCCGAUUGCUGUGCGCCAACUGCCACAAACGCCACGAUACCGACGUGGCCAACCGGCGACGCACGGAGGAGCGCCUCGCGCGCAUCUCGGGGCUGGGGCUGUGGCGCAUGUGAUAACUUGAUUGCCGCGU
Aureococcus anophagefferens is the source of this 2285-nucleotide messenger RNA. RefSeq lists its product as hypothetical. The record is from RefSeq and is a predicted model, not a curated record. The coding region runs from base 1 to 2268 and encodes 755 amino acids. NCBI's taxonomy places the organism in Eukaryota, Pelagophyceae, Pelagomonadales, Pelagomonadaceae. The transcript is spliced from 2 exons.